This is a messenger RNA of Pseudomyrmex gracilis, 1356 nucleotides long. RefSeq lists its product as uncharacterized. The coding region runs from base 1 to 1164 and encodes 387 amino acids. The transcript has 6 exons. NCBI's taxonomy places the organism in Eukaryota, Metazoa, Arthropoda, Insecta, Hymenoptera, Formicidae. The record is from RefSeq and is a predicted model, not a curated record.
AUGUCUUUGUGUUUUCGCACGUUAUCCAUUGUCAACGGCCAAAAACCGCUGUCGAAGCUUGACCGUCAUCAACUGCGAGAGCACGUCGAGUCGUCCGUCUUUCUGAAGCGGUUUUUAGGUGGACAAAGAGCAUUAUCUAUAAGAGCAAAUACUGAAAAAGAAUUGUCGUUACCUCUUAUAGAUUCUACACUGCAUUCAAAUUUUUUACUGCUUUCUCUUGACACUCACAAUUAUUGGAAUGAGAAGCAGAUCAGGCAGUAUGAUAAAAAUAAAAAUACAACAUAUUGGUUGCAGACUCCACGCAGGUUACAUAAUAAGACACAAAGGCUUACUGUUGUAUUUUUGAAAAACAAGAAACAUUUAGCUACCACAGACACUACAUCGAAUAAUGUUACAGUAUUUAAAACACAAAAUGGAAAUAAUAACUUAUCUGUACAUAAUAGUAGUAUAAUCUCUUCAGAAAGUUUAUAUAGUAGUCAAAACUCAAGCAAAAAUAUUUCCUUUACGUCUGAUGAUGAUAUUUUAAGAACAAAUUCGCAAUUAUCUCAGCCACGAGAUAAUGACCAUAAACCAUCAGAAGAUCAACUACAACGUGUAGUCGAUUGUCUCAGUCAAGAUUUACCAAAGCUGUUUGUUAAACCCCACGAUUAUUCCAUAUAUACAAAAGACAUACUUUUUAUCAAUAAUAUUAGAGGGAUAACAACAAGAGGAAUAUCGAAUUAUGCAAAACAACUAAUACUGAUAAGGACAAUUGGACAUUUAAAAUAUGCACACGUUAAGCUUCAUGUAUUAAAAAUCACAAAACAUCCUGAAGACGGUACUGUGAAAGUUCGUUGGCGUAUAUGUGGUAUCAGUAGUUGGAAGGUAUUUGUCAUGUUUUGGAAAUUCAGGAUUUUUAAAAUACACGAAGCAAUAAACAGGGAUAGCGAAGUGUGGUACGAUGGUUUUUCUACGUAUUAUCUUAAUGGCGAUGGCAAAGUUUAUAAACAUGUUGCAGACAAAAUAAUGCCUGAUCAAGACGUAGUUGCAAAAAAAGAGGAUCUGUCCAUUGCACCAAAAUUAGCGAUAUUCACAAGUCUAACGAAUAUACUUGAUAAUAAGAAUUUUUUCGAAUUAAAUUUCAACUCGAAAUUGCAUCAAUUAAAAGAAGUGACACAUCAAUAACAAUUAGAAACAACGAUAUGAAUUGCCAAUUUCAAUAUUAUCAAAACAAAAAGAUAUCAGAAAAAUUGCAUCUGAUUUAUAAUGAAGUUAGUAAAGUAUCUUGUAUAUUGUGCAAUUCACUAAUGUCAUAUUUUUCAUUCGCUUCACGUCUUGUGGAUUGUUGAUAUAAUAAAACUAAAUAAUAUUGUUGAA